This is a messenger RNA of Penicillium argentinense, 1368 nucleotides long. RefSeq lists its product as uncharacterized. Bases 1 to 1368 code for a protein of 455 amino acids. The transcript has 2 exons. Gene Ontology annotation, molecular function: ATP binding; proteasome binding; protein serine/threonine kinase activity. Lineage: Eukaryota; Fungi; Ascomycota; Eurotiomycetes; Eurotiales; Aspergillaceae. Gene Ontology annotation, biological process: protein phosphorylation; proteasome assembly. The record is from RefSeq and is a predicted model, not a curated record.
AUGGCGCCUGCAUAUGGGCACCUGCUGCUCCCCAAAAUGUGGAGAGCAGCAAGGUUUGCCUACAUGAAGGCCUACAAGGCUAUAAGAGCCAAAUUACCAGAACCUACUCAAGAAGCCGUGCUUCGCUAUCAACCGGCCUACGCUCGCAUUAACACUCAGCAACCCAUCAAUCGCGUCGCCGCUAUCCGUCAGGCUCGUAGCCGUCACUUCUCGACCCGCGCAGCCGGCGCCUUCGUCACCGCGCUUCGAUCUGGAGCCCAAGCAGAUGUCGGCGCUUACAAGACCACCCGUGUCGCUUUCAACAUCAGUCGACUUACGAGCCGCGCUCCCUUCGCAUCUACGCUUCGUCCGAACCUGACUGGUGGCACUCUUGGUCGUACCGCUAGUGGAUAUGCCUUUGGAGCUGGUCGUUUUGGGGGAGCUCGUUAUUUCUCCCAUGGUCCUGCAGCCCCAGCCCAGGUGAUACAAAAUGUUUCUCAGGGCGUGCGAGCUUUCUUCCUUUCUGGCCAGAAAGUUCGUUUCGAUGGAAUUGAUCCCCGCACUGGCGAGAAACGUUACAAAGCCGUCACUGCUCUCCAGGAUCAAGCCGGGCGCAAGAUGACCGCUGUCCCUCACACUGCCCCGGGCUCGCACAUCGACUUCCAGCUCUCCCCGACCAUCACUGCUUUCGGUGCUCUAGCCGCCUUGAACAAGGAAGCCGGAGUUCCCGCCGAAGCUACCCUGAACUCCGACGGUCUCGUCGAUAUGCUCUCUGGCGACUUUGCUCGCUCUCUCAAGGAGUUUUCCAUCGUUCUCAAUGAUCUCAAGCGGCUUUCAGCUCUGGGUGACCUCCCGGUAACUCUUCACGAUCGAUCCACUAUUCGUGUGGGAUUCCCGGGCUGCGACGCAGAGACCGUGGAACACCUUUGCGAUGAAAUUGGAAUACAGCGGGGACGUAUUACGCAAGACGAAGAUUUCGCCCUCCGCAAUGGCGCUGAUUUGGCGUUGAUUUUCCCAUUUGCAUCCAGUGUGGCCCCUUCCUCGGAAACAGAUUACUUCUUCGAGCCUGCCUCGAAGGAGCAGCCCAAAUAUUCUGAUGACCUUGAUUGGCGUCAUAUGCUUACACCGGAGAUGGGUAGCCCGUUCAACCCGGACUCUGGCCCGGACUCCGGUAAUGCGAUUAGCUUUGAGGAUGGCGAGUUAUUCGGCAACAACCCUUGGACAUCAUCGCCGAAAUCCGCCUACUCGAGUAUCAACAUUAGCGAGCUUGGAGAUCGUACCUACUUCUCAGAGGUUCCCAGCGCUGGUCAGCAGGAGAGCCCGUCCGAGUACGAUGGUGCUGAAGGGAUCUACAGAUUCUUGGCCGAGUGCGAUCACGUACGACGUUGA